Messenger RNA from Oldenlandia corymbosa var. corymbosa, 5622 nucleotides. NCBI's taxonomy places the organism in Eukaryota, Viridiplantae, Streptophyta, Magnoliopsida, Gentianales, Rubiaceae. The record is from the annotation of a GenBank genome assembly.
AUGAUUACAGAAUUGAGAUACGAUCUCGUUCUCAACAUUGCAAAAGAUAUUAUUGUUCAACUCAUUAAUAAUGAUAAACGUUACAAAAGAACACCAAGCAUACAAAUUUUGGAAAUUCUUGCAGAUACAGAUAGUGGUGAUCGCUCGGCUUUACAGGCAAUUCAAUCUAGCUGGAGCAAUUUGCCACCAAGUUGGAAGGGUUCUGAUCCUUGCGGCAGCAACUGGGAAGGAAUUGUUUGUAAUGGUACACAAGUAACUUCUUUGAUGUUAGCUGGCCAAGGUAUAUCUGGUAACAGCAUUUCAGAUGUUACCGGGUUAACUCACUUACAAUAUCUGGAUCUUUCCAACAAUGUUGGUCUAAGAGCAACUCUUCCACCCUCGAUCAGCAAUUUGCAGAACCUAACCAUAUUAGUUUUGGUUGGAUGCAGCUUUUUUGGUCCUAUACCUGACUCAAUAGGAUCUCUGCCGAAUCUAAUAUACAUAUCCUUAAAUUCGAAUGGGUUCACUGGACCGAUUCCAGCUUCUAUUGGAAAUCUUGCGAACCUUUCAUGGCUAGACCUGAGUGACAACAAACUCAAUGGAACCAUUCCAGUCUCGAGUGGAACCACACCUGGUUUAGACAAGCUCUUCAAUGCCAGACACUUCCAUUUGUCAAAAAAUCAGCUCUCUGGCGCAAUACCGCCCCAGCUAUUCAGUCAAAACAUGAAACUGAUACAUGCGAUUUUGGACAACAAUCAGCUUACCGGAAGCAUACCUGAUUCACUGUUUUCUGUGAAUACUUUGGAAGUUAUACGUCUGGACUUCAACUCUCUUAAUGGAUCAGUACCAUUACCUUUGAAUAACCUUACAAAAAUCAGUGAGCUGAACAUGGCUAACAACAACCUGAGGGGACCGGUACCCGACUUUACAGGCAUGAAUGGACUCAAUUUUUUGGACAUGAGCAACAACAGUUUCGAUCCAUCUCCUUUCCCAUCCUCGCUUUCGAGCAUCCAAUCCUUGACAACAUUAACGAUGGAGAACACAAAACUCCAAGGAGAAAUUCCUGUUAAUUUCUUCAGCCUUCCCCAGUUGCAGACAGUGACAUUGAGCAACAACCUCUUGAAUGGCACGUUGAGCAUUGGGAACAGCUAUAGCAGCAGCUUGGAACUUGAUCUGCGGAACAAUUUCAUCACUGACUUCCGGCAAAAAUCAGGAUAUAGUAUUGAGUUAGAUCUUGUUGGCAAUCCAAUUUGUGGGGGAAAUGGAUCACCACAGAAAUUCUGUGUGGUAGAAACUAAUAACAAUUUCCUUGCACCAUUGAAUAAUUGUUCCUCCAUCUCCUGUAGUUCGGGUCAAAUUUUGAGUCCUAACUGCAGAUGUGCAUAUCCAUACACAGGAACUAUACACUUCUUUUCUCAUACAUUCUCAGAUUUAAGCAACUUUACUUACUACAGAAGCCUUCAAGGUACCCUAAUAUCUGUUUUGCGAUCCGAUGGACUUCCUGUGGAUUCCAUUAACAUUAGUGAUCCAUCAAUCGAUGUUUACUCAUACCUCCAAUUCAGAAUACAAAUCUUCCCCUCCCUCCAAGAAAAUUUCAACCGAACAUCUGUUUCUACCAUUGGCUUUUUGCUCAAUCGACAACCUUUCACACUCGACUACUUUGGACCAUUUUACUUUCUUGAUGACAAGUACGAACAUUUUGCAGGGGAGAAAAAAUCAUCGCAUACUGGUGUCAUUGUUGGUGCAACAGUAGGUGCAGUCGCGGUUUUCCUUCUAAUAUUGGGUGGUUUAUUAUUUGUUUGGAGGAGAAGUAAAAGAAGAGAAGAAAUGAUAAGUAAACCUUUUGCAUGUUGGCAACUCGAAGAUGGAAAUGGCGACGCGCCACAGCUUAAGGGAGCCAGAUGGCUUUCGUUUGAUGAGCUCAAAAAAUGUACUGACAGUUUCUCAGAUUCUAACUGUAUUGGAGUUGGGGGCUAUGGAAAGGUUUAUAAAGGAACACUUGCAUCUGGACAAGUAGUGGCAAUCAAACGAGCUCAACAAGGUUCAAUGCAAGGUGCUGUUGAAUUCAAAACGGAGAUUGAGCUUCUAUCAAGAAUUCAUCAUAAAAAUGUUGUUGGUCUUGUGGGGUUCUGUUAUGAUCAAGGAGAGCAAAUGCUGGUCUAUGAGUACAUUUCAAAUGGUACUCUACGAGAAAAUCUCUCAGGAAAAUCCGGCACUUGUUUAAACUGGAUGAGGAGACUAGCGAUCGCCCUUGAUGCUGCACGAGGCUUGACUUACCUGCACGAGCUCGCUAAUCCUCCUAUCAUACACAGAGACGUCAAAUCAAACAACAUUUUACUGGAUGAUCACUUCAAUGCGAAAGUAGCUGAUUUUGGGCUCUCAAAGCCGGUAGGGGAUGAAGAUAAGGGCUACAUUUCCACUCAAGUAAAAGGGACAUUGGGAUAUAUGGAUCCAGAAUAUUACAUGACACAACAGCUAACUGAGAAGAGUGAUGUCUAUAGCUUUGGAAUUGUACUUCUUGAACUCAUGACCGCACGAGCGCCAAUAGAACGAGGAAAGCACAUAGCUAAAGAAGUACAAGUAGCAACGAAUUAUGGUAAAGACACGACUUCCUAUUCCGAUUUUGUAGAUCCAAAACUUGCUGCAGAAGGGAAACCAGGGGGAUUGGAGAAGUUUCUUGAGCUAGCAAUGAGAUGUGUCCAGGAAUUCGGAUCCAAUAGGCCAACAAUGAAUGAAGUAGUCAGAGAGAUUGAGAACAUCAUUCAGUUGGCUAGUUUGAGUAAAAAAACUUCUGAAGCAGAUCAAAGAUUUCGAUUACAGCGAUUGGGGCUUUUGAAGGCCAUUUGCAUUCAGGAGAGAAGCCGAGGGUCAUUGUAUGACUUGACUGCCAUACGAUCUCUUCAAAGUUUGUGGCAAAACACACCACCAAAUUGGUCUGGCUCAGAUCCAUGUGGAGCCAAAUGGGACGGAAUUAGCUGCAGCAAUGAUCGCAUUGUCGCCAUAACGUUAGCAAGCUUGGGCUUGGCUGGAACCCUCUCAUCAGACAUUGCUGGUUUAUCUGAAUUGCUGACUUUGGAUUUGUCAUACAAUCCAGAACUGACGGGAGCUCUUCCUGAUGGGAUUGGAAACUUGGCAAAACUUACUAGCUUAGCUCUCAUCGGUUGUAAUUUCAACAGCCCAAUACCAGAUACCAUUGGAAAUCUCAAGCAGCUACAAACUCUAUCCCUAAACUCCAACAAAUUUAUUGGACCAAUACCAGCUUCGUUUGGUAAACUGCAAAAUCUUCAUUGGCUGGAUUUAGCUGACAACAGACUUUCUGGUAGCAUCCCGGUCUCAAAUGCAACUUCACCUGGUCUUGAUCAGCUUCUCAGUACAAAACACUUUCAUUUUGGCAAGAAUCAACUGUCCGGAAACAUACCCUCACAACUCUUCAGUGCAAAUAUGUCACUGAUUCAUUUGUUACUGGAUAGCAACCAGCUAACUGGAAGUAUCCCUGACAGCCUUGCACUUGUACAAGCUCUUGAAGUGGUACGCCUUGACAAGAACUCAUUAAGUGGACAAGUCCCAAGAAACCUCAGCAACCUCCAAAAACUUCAGGAGCUGUAUUUAUCAAACAAUGAUCUGGCAGGACCGCUGCCUGAUCUCACUGGCAUGGCUUUGCUCAAUUACCUGGACAUAAGCAACAAUACAUUUAAUGCCUCAGGUUUUCCUACUUGGUCUUCGACCUUGCAAUCUCUUACAACUCUAGUGAUGGAAAACACAAAUCUUCAGGGACAAAUUCCAGGUGCACUUUUCAGCCUUCCGCAGCUGCAAUCUGUAAUAUUAAAAAACAAUCAGCUGAAUGGGACCUUAAGCAUUGACGCCGGCUCUGACCUUCAACGCAUUGAUCUUCAGAAUAAUUACAUUCAGAAUUUUACCCCAAGUGGUAACUAUCACAUUCAAAUCAUACUUGCUGAAAACCCAUUUUGUCAAGGCGGACAACAAAAUUACUGCAUCAUCAUUCCUCCAAAUCCCAAUCUCUCAUACCCAACUUCAAGUAAUAAUUGUUUUGCAGCUCAAUGCAAGCCUGAUCAAACAGUUAGCCCCAAUUGUAUGUGUUCAUAUCCAUACGCAGGCACCCUAUUUUUCCGAGCUCCUUCAUUUUCAGACUUGGGGAACCAAAGCCUUUAUGAUUCACUGGAACGGACAAUGAUGAUCGCACUUACAUCCGAACAGCUACCGGUGGAAUCAGUUAUAGUCUACAAUCCAUCAAAAAAUUUAGACAAUUAUCUCACUUUCAAUCUUCAAGUCUUUCCGUCUGCCCCAUAUCAUUUCGAUUAUGGAGCCAUUUCUAAACUCGCUUUCUUCUUUAGCAAUCAAAUUUACAAGCCACCCGAUACUUUUGGCCCCUAUUAUUUCAUUCCUCACAGCUAUCAGAACUUUGGUGGGUCAAACCAGUUACACGUUCGAACUGGUAUCAUUGUUGGAGCAUCAGUUGGGGGUUCUGUCCUAGUUUUAUUGUUAGUUAUAGCUGGAGUUUAUGCUUUCCGCCAGAAAAGAAAAGCCGAGCUGGCUGCUAAACAAAUUGACCCCUUUGCAUUAUGGGACUCGACUAAAACCAGUGGUGGAGUUCCUCAGCUAAAAGGUGCACGUAAUUUCACAUUUGACGAGGUUAAGAAGUACACAAAUAAUUUCUCAGCAGCUAAUGAUCUAGGCUCUGGUGGCUAUGGCAAGGUGUACAGAGGAGUUCUUCCCAAUGGACACUUGGUUGCCAUUAAAAGGGCUCAGCAAGGAUCUAUGCAGGGUGCUCUUGAGUUCAAAACUGAGAUUGAGCUUCUCUCCAGGGUUCAUCACAAGAAUGUUGUGAGUCUGGUGGGUUUCUGCUUCGAUCAGGGUGAAGAAAUGCUAGUAUAUGAAUUCAUUCCAAAUGGCACGUUGCAGGAUAGUCUUUCAGGCAAAUCUGGAAUCAGGUUAGACUGGAUGAGGCGACUUCGUAUAGCCCUGGGAGCCGCAAGGGGAAUACAGUAUUUGCAUGUUCAUGCUAAUCCUCCAGUUAUACACAGAGACAUAAAAUCUAACAAUGUCUUACUGGAUGAUAAACUGAAUGCCAAAGUCGCUGAUUUUGGUCUGUCUAAGCCUGUGGGUUCACCAGGCCGGACUCAUGUGACUACUCAAGUUAAGGGAACAAUGGGCUACAUGGAUCCUGAAUAUUACAUGACUAAUAAGCUGACAGAGAAGAGUGAUGUGUAUAGCUUUGGAGUGUUACUACUUGAGCUUAUAACAGCAAGACCACCAAUUCAUAAAGGCAAAUACAUCGUCCGAGAAGUGAAGCAAAUGAUGGACAAAACCGAAAAUCUGUAUAACCUUCAAGACAUCAUAGACCCUCUCAUUGUCUCCAAUGCUGCUCCUGAAAGUUUGGAGAAAUACGUGGACCUGGCACUAAAUUGUGUCGAAGAAGAAGGAAUUCAUCGACCAACAAUGAGCGAGGUGGUGAAACAGCUCGAGAACAUCACGGAACUAGCCGGGAUGAACCCAAAUGCCGGAUCAGCAUCAACUUCAGAAAGCUUUGAAAGAGCAAGCAGAGGAUUGAGACAUCCUUACAGUGAUGAAAGCCUUUUUCUUUACAGCGGGGCAUAUCAUCAUCCAAGGGUGGAACCAAAGUGA